ACUUUAAUUUUGACGUUUUACAAGUAUUAACUAGUUUGAAUUUAGCACGUGUAAAGUGUAUUAUAAUAAAUUUUAUUAAUACGUUUAGGAGGUGCUAAUUUAAAUACAUAUAAGUUGGUGUCCCACUCAUUUUGAAAUCUUGGAUUUUUCUGCAAAUCGUGUUUAAUCCUUCUUAUUGUGAGAAAAUAACCAUAUCGAAAUAUAAGAUGUCUGUAAAAAGUAGUCGUCGUAGCUCUAGCAAGUCAUCCACACCUUCCUCAAUAUUGAAAACGCCUAUGACCCUAAGAAGCCGUAUCAGUGCAAUUGAAAACACUCCCUCAAAGGUCCGAUUUGUCUUACCUCACUCACAAAAGGUAAGAUCUAUUCUUGAAGAAUUUUCUGCACAAGGAUCUUCCAGGGAGUAUGAACAGCUGAUUAUAAUGAUCAGAGAUGCUACACUAACAAACAGUGAUAUUUCGGCUCUAUUGAAAGAAGCUACAGAAUGUAUAACACUUCUAAAUCAAAAUCUAAGAUUAUUUGUGGAGGCCUUAGUUUCUGUAGAAUGGAUUGACAAAAAUGAGAAUGUGGUAUCAGAAUAUAGAGCUUUCAUAGUGGAUCUAUUGGCUGCUCAUAAUUAUCACGCUAAGAUGGUUAUAGAUAAGUUGGUUAGAUUGUUUUUACCAAGUCCCACUGAACCUGAUUGGCCUGAUGGAAUACCUACAGCAGAAGACUGUGGAAAAUAUUUAAAUCUACACACUCUAUUUAAUGUAUUAUUAGCUAUAGUUCCCAUGUGUAAAGAAUUAUUUUAUUCUUCUGUAUGUAACCAAUUUCCAUAUUAUAAUAAACCUACACAUGCACAUGAAUUGUAUAUUCAUAAUCUAUUGUGGAUACUAGAAUAUCAACCAACACUAAGGCCUGAAAUACUGAGACUUAUCUUUUCAAAAUUAGUCAUAAUGGAUGUAAAUGCACCAAAAGAAGAAAUAGAAAAAUAUCUGAAUUCUCAACAAGAUGAAGAUAUAUUUUCCAUGGACGAUGAUUCCAAGUCUAUUAGAACAACAACCACAGCCUUCACAAAUGUCGAUAGAAUGGCACUAGGACACACUCUAGAUGUAUGUUUAGAUAAAAUGUUCAAUUAUGUAAUAAACGAAUGCCAUAAUUCAGAAGGCUUAAAUUGGGAGAGUACGAAAAAGUUGUAUUUGGACAUGUUGCCCAUAUUUGACGAUGUAAUUUUGAAAACUUACAGCCUUCAUCAUGUACAGUAUGUGAUGUUUUUGAUGAGCAGUUUCAAAACGACGUUAGCUGAAGCUUUUUUGAAUUAUUUAUGGAAGAAAGUGUGCAAUCUGAAUGUUGCUCCGAUUUUAAGACAAGCCGCAGUUAAUUAUAUUGCUAGUUUGAUAGCGAGAGGAAGUUUUGUUCCAUUAGGAAUGAUAAAAGGAACGAUGCAGCAAUUAGCAGAAUGGAUUCAUAGUUAUAUAUCGGCACAAGACGGUUUGGAGUAUGUCAAUUCAGACCUUAGGGUUCAUUCGGUGUUUUACAGCGUCUGCCAAGCACUUUUUUACAUUGUGGCCUUUAGAUACAAAGAUCUCGUACAUAGUAAGAAAAAUAUAAUCUUUUUGGAAAGCCUUAACAUGUCAAAAAUGGUAACGUCCCGCCUAAAUCCGUUGAAGGUAUGUCAACCGGCGGUAGUCCAAAAUUUUGCAGCAGUCACUAGAAAAUAUCAAAUAGCCUACUGUUACACUGUAAUGGAACACAACUCGAGGAAUGUCCUGCCUACCAUAUACCAGGACGAAAAAGGAACCAUUGUUGUUUCCAAUAACGUACUAGAUGCUUAUUAUCCUUUUGAUCCAUAUUUACUUGUAAGAUCUGGCGCAAAAAUCAGGUCGAUAUAUAAAGAGUACGAAGAAACUAAUGAAGAAAUGGAAGAAAUCGAUAUGAAAGAGACUGAAGCCGAUGAUUUUUUAUUCAAUGAGAGUGGAGGUUCGGGAAAAAACAAGUCACAUCAGUUUUCUUAUGGCAGCUCGCCCGGUUUUAAAUUUAAAUAGGAAAGUUCUUUCACUUUUGAAUGAAGAUCAUGAUAAGAAUCUGUUACAGAGACGUGAUUUGUGAGGUUUCCUGACUGUGGUAUUCUCUUUAGCGUGUAAAGAGUGGAGUAGAAGUUGUUAAGAUGUAUAAUGCAACUAAAUGUUUAUUUAUUUUAUUAUUAUUAAUUUUUUUUUUGAUUGUUCAUGUUUCGUUUG
Diabrotica balteata is the source of this 2216-nucleotide messenger RNA. The record is from the annotation of a GenBank genome assembly. NCBI's taxonomy places the organism in Eukaryota, Metazoa, Arthropoda, Insecta, Coleoptera, Chrysomelidae.